AUGGCAAACCUCAUCAAGAUCGACUGGAAAUACCGAUUCAACGCCGUCGUCGAACUCUUCGACAUGGAGAGUCUCGCCAUAUGCCAAUUGGAAUUGCGCGCACUCCUCGCCUACCCCCAUCUCCCGCGCUACUACAGAAUCAGAUGCCUCAUUCUCCUAGCUCAGUGUGAGGAUGAUUGGUACAAGUCGAAGUAUUAUCAGCACUGCGUCGAGGCCAUCUGGGACCAAACGAACAAAAUGUGGUCAUCGCAGAGUACAGACGACAACGGUGUCGUGAGCCGCCUUCGGGCUAUGCUGGACUCACUCGAAGAAGAAAUGGUCGCAGACCGUCCCGAGGAGGAGUUUCAAGAUUUUCUACAGAGGCAAAGACAUAAAUUCCAUCCCUCUAAUUGUCCGGCAGCCGGGAUAAGCAAGCAGAAGUGA
Messenger RNA from Aureobasidium namibiae CBS 147.97, 423 nucleotides. RefSeq lists its product as uncharacterized. NCBI's taxonomy places the organism in Eukaryota, Fungi, Ascomycota, Dothideomycetes, Dothideales, Saccotheciaceae. The transcript has 2 exons. The record is from RefSeq and is a predicted model, not a curated record. Bases 1 to 423 code for a protein of 140 amino acids.